Molecule: messenger RNA, 2982 nt
Organism: Phycodurus eques (leafy seadragon)
Lineage: Eukaryota; Metazoa; Chordata; Actinopteri; Syngnathiformes; Syngnathidae
Product: 3-hydroxy-3-methylglutaryl-coenzyme A reductase-like
Exons: 20
Coding region: 107-2656 (849 amino acids)
Biological process (GO): coenzyme A metabolic process; sterol biosynthetic process; isoprenoid biosynthetic process
Cellular component (GO): endoplasmic reticulum membrane; peroxisomal membrane
Molecular function (GO): protein binding; NADP binding; hydroxymethylglutaryl-CoA reductase (NADPH) activity
Source: RefSeq, a predicted model, not a curated record
GUCGUCCAGUUAGCAAUGGAAGCGACAAGUCUCUGAAGGCGACAACGGAUUACUAUCAUGGAAACGACCGUUUGACCACCGGAAAACGGAUUUUUUUGAAGAGACCAUGUUAGCACGGCUGUUCCGGCUCCACGGCCUGCUGGUGGCCGCCCACCCGUGGGAGGUGAUCAUCGGCACGCUGGCGCUCACCGUCUGUCUCAUGUCCAUGAACGGCCUGGCCUCCAGCAGCCGCGCGUGCAGCUGGAAAGACUGUCCCAAAGUGGACGACGAGCCGACCCGCAGCAGCGACGCCGUCAUCCUGACGGUGACUCGCUGCAUGGCUAUCAUUUACAUCUACUUCCAGUUUAAGACCCUCCGACGGCUGGGCUCCAAGUACAUUCUGGGUAUCGCCGGUUUAUUUACACUAUUCUCCAGCUUUGUUUUCAGCUCGGUCGUCAUCCACUUUUUCGGCAGAGAGCUGACGGGCCUCAAUGAAGCGUUACCUUUCUUCCUCCUCCUCAUCGACCUGUCCAAAGCCUGCACGCUGGCCAAGUUUGCCCUCAGCUCCAACUCUCAGGAGGAAGUGAGGGAGAACAUCUCUGAGGGCAUGGCCAUCUUAGGUCCCACCUUCACGCUGGACGCUCUGGUGGAGUGUCUGGUCAUCGGGAUCGGCACCAUGUCAGGUGUGCCGCAGCUGGAGAUCAUGUGCUGUUUCAGCUGCAUGUCGGUGCUGGCCAACUACUUUGUCUUCAUGACUUUUUUCCCAGCUUGUGUCUCGCUGGUUUUGGAGUUGUCGAUGGAAAGUCGCGAGGGUCGCCCCAUUUGGCAGCUGAGCCACUUUGCCCACGUGCUGGCUGAAGAAGAGCACAACAAGCCCAAUCCCGUGACGCAGAGAGUGAAGCUCAUCAUGUCUCUCGGACUCGCUCUGGUCCACGCUCACGCGCGACUGGCGGCCGAGCACCCCGGGCGCAACCGGACGGCAGCAGGGUCCUCGCGCAAGACGCUGGAGCACGGCGCCUCCAUGCUGCCGCUGCAGCUGAAUGGGGUGGACCUGGAGCAGGUGAUCACGCUCAGCCUGGCCCUGCUGCUCGCCGUCAAGUACGUCUUCUUCGAGCAGAGCGAGGCCCAGUCGUCGCUGUCCAUCAAGAGUUCCUCGGGCGGCUCGCCUCCCGCCCAAAGGCUCGCGGCGGCCGACGCCUGCUGCAGGAUGGACUUCAUCGCCGCCAAAGCCGACAAGAGCGCGACCGCAGCGGCGCAGUUGAAACUUGAGUGCAGGGAGGAAGCGAAGGCCAGUCCGUCUCCGGCGACUCCCGAUGAAUCCCAAGCUGAAGCUUCGCUUCGCCCGUUGGAGGAAUGUCUGGACGUCCUCGCGGAUCCGCAGCGAGGGCCCCGUUGCCUCAGCGACGGCGAGGUGAUCAACCUGGUGGCGUCACGUCACAUCCUCAACUACAAGCUGGACGCCGUGCUGGAGACCCCCGAGAGGGGCGUGGCCAUCAGGAGGGAGAUGUUGUCCACCGAGCUUCCCGUUCCCGCCGCCUUGUCGUCGCUCCCGUACAAGAACUACGAUUACGCCAAGGUGAUGGGCACGUGCUGCGAGAACGUCAUCGGCUACGUGCCGGUGCCGGUGGGCGUGGCCGGCCCGCUGCCCUUGGACGGCGUGCGAUUUUACGUUCCCAUGGCGACCACCGAGGGCUGCCUUGUGGCCAGCACCAACCGAGGCUGCAGGGCUCUCUCCCUGAGCGGGGGCUGCCACAGCAGAGUUCUGGCCGACAGCAUGACUCGGGGUCCCGUGGUGCGUCUGCCUUCGGCCUGCCGCGCCGCCGAGGUCAAAGCGUGGCUGGAGAGCGUGGAGGGAUUCGCCGUCAUCAAGGACGCCUUCGAUCAGACCAGCAGGUUCGCCCGGCUGGAGAAAAUGCUGGUGGGCUUAGCGGGCAGGAACCUCUACAUCCGCUUCGAGGCGCACACAGGAGAUGCCAUGGGCAUGAACAUGCUCUCAAAGGGCUGUGAAAAAGCUCUGCACCGGCUACGGCAGCAGCACGCCGACGUGGUGGUUCUCUCCGUCAGCGGCAACUUUUGCACCGACAAGAAGUCGGCCGCCAUCAACUGGAUCCUGGGGCGGGGCAAGUGCGCCGUGAGCGAGGCCACCGUCCCCGCCAAGGUGGUCCGUGAGGUGCUGAAGAGCAGCACAGCGGCGCUGGUGGAGCUCAACGUCAACAAGAACCUGGUGGGCUCGGCCAUGGCGGGCAGCGUCGGCGGCUUCAACGCACACGCCGCCAACAUCGUGGCGGCCAUCUUCAUCGCCUGCGGGCAGGACCCCGCGCAGACGGUAGGCAGCGCCAACUGCAUCACGCAGAUGGAAGCGACCGGGCCGGGCGGCGAGGACCUCUACAUCAGCUGCACCAUGCCCUCCCUCGAGGUGGGCACCGUCGGCGGUGGCACCAACCUGCCGCCGCAGCAGGCCUGUUUGCAGAUGCUCGGUGUCCAAGGCACCAGGCCCGACCAGCCGGGCGAGAACGCCCGGCAGCUGGCGCGCGUUGUCUGUGCCAGCGUCCUGGCAGGGGAGCUCUCCCUCAUGGCUGCCUUGGAGGCGGGACACCUCGUCAAGAGUCACAUGAGACACAACAGGUCCAAAUCCAACUUAGCCGGCGUGUCGUCGCCUUCCGAGGACGCCUUGUGACGCUGCGUGACGCCGUCGGUUCUCCUGUGGAAGAAAUACGCCGGCGCUCGGGGGUCCGCGUCAACGGCGGCGGUUGCGCGACGCGUCCGUCGUCCGAGUCGAGACGGUCGGACGACUCGAGACUGGACUCGCCACUGCAUGAACUCACUUGUCUUUUCUUUCUGAAUGCUUGAUUUUUCUUCUUUUUUUUUUUUGCGAUGAGAAGACUCUUUGUAGGUGGAAAUGCAUUACAGAUUUGGAAGGCGAAAGAAACUGUGAAGUAUAUUUUGAGUGUGACAGAAUAUUAAAUUAUAAAGGUUUUACGUUGGCCAAUGUGUUUGCCUUUG